AUGGACAGACGCAGCGCUCGUAUUUUAGCUAUUGGCCACGAGGGUGUACCGGUACACUUCUACUCUCCGGGAGAGGCCAAGGCCAACAUCGUUCCGACUGUGAUAUCAUCUAUAGAGUUGUUUUCCACCAUAGGGUUACUCGCUACGAUAAUUCUCUCUUCGAUCUUUACGCACAGAGCCAAGCGCUCAUAUUCCUUCGUACGAACGAGUCUCGCACUGUACUUUACGUCUCUCCUCGCUUGCGAGGCUAUCUCAGCCGUCUCCGAGGUCAUCACCGUCUCAUGGAUCGUCAACAAACAGGUCUUCUCCGGAGGCAUAUGCACGGCACAAGGGUUCCUCAGGCACUUCUCCAACGUCGCUCUGGCUUUGUGGACUAUGGGCAUCUCGCUCCAAGCGCUCGUCAUCUUGCGCCGAGCGCAUAACUUAGAAAAGAGACAACUCAGCUUCGAGAGCCUCUCCAUCACGAACGAUGGUCGUGGUCCAAGGCGUCUCUUUCUUUCAACGUGGGUGGUUAUGGCGAUCGUCUGGUUCGCGUCUGGUCUGCUUGUCGUGCUUGGCCUGAUCGUCGGUACAAUCACCAAACAUGACCUUGGCAACUUCUACGGCGUAUCUGACGAGUCUUGUGGCAUCAUAACGGAGUUUCUCCUUGAGAGUAUCAUAUUCUCCUCAGCCAUCAUGAUCUUCGCUGCCUUGGCGUCGGCCGGCAUGUUCGCCUGGAUCGUCUAUCUCAUGAUCAGUCUGCGUUCGUUAGGCGUCGACGCGAAGGUCGGAUUGAUGGACAAAGUUGAUGGUGAAAAGCUGUCGGUAGUCAUGGCCCAGCGUAUGGCCUGGUAUCCUCUUGUAUACACCGUCUGCGUUCUUCCCGUCAUUGUCGAGAUGAUCAUCGGUUGGACGAAUACCGCCGUCCCGGUUGGCUACUCCGUUUUUGCCAACACGGUCUACCAUCUCAUCGGUAUCAUCGAUGUCUUGAUCUUCGUCCUCACCCCACGGACCGCCCUCUUCCCGCAUCGGUCCCAAGUAACUCUGUCACCGAUAGAGCGGCGAGACCUCGAAGCCGAAGCCGAAAUGAUCAAGGCGCAGAUCGCUGCCGCCGGCGUGUCAACAAACGAACCUCGCACAGACGCUCCGCCCCCCACGGAGCCCUCGCCGCCCAGUGACUCUCAUCAACCGGCAUAUCGCCCUACGCGCGCACGCUCACCACCGUUCCCCCUUCCGUCGCCUACCAUGAGUCCGAUGCAGAGGUACCUCAGCUUCCGUGAUGCGACGAAGGCCCUAUCCGCAGAGCCUUCGAAGGUACCCAUUCCCGAUGCCCCCGGCCGCAAGUCCACAGAGGAUCAGGAUGUCACCGACGCCAUGCUUGAGGAUGCAGCGCUCGCGGAGAAGUUGGAGAAGAAGCUGUCCGGCGUCCCGGUUGUCCUCCAAUCACCGCCCUUGGCUGCACCAUCUCCUCGCCGCCCCGUUACCGCCGCUGCGCCCUUGAACAUAGCCACACGUCCUGGGCGCGAUCAGGCGCCUCUCUUCAUCAAGUUGCCCGACAACCUCUUGGCCAAGUCUACCGAGGCGCACGAUGGUACGAAGGAGAAGCACAGGAUGAGGGUUAUCGUGGGAACGUUGCCGUACGACAAGCUUUCGGACUCUACGCCGCACGCCGCGUCGACCCUGCUCAUGCACGCGAUGAUAUCCGCCGCUCUCGAUGCGCCCCAGGCUCCCAAGGUCGACACUCCUAGCAACGUGAGAGUCAUGGUUGUAGACUCCAACUCUCGCUUUGCGAGAGAGCAGAAGAGAUGGAUGCCGCGCGUAGUGCGUGAGAGCCGCUCGCUUGCUUCGCUGCGCUCUAUCCCCUUCCCGCGCUUGCUUCAGCGCCCGACUAGCGAGCCGGAGUCUCCCGACUCGUUCAUGGACUCGGAGGCGGCAGAGAUUGAGCGGUCGCAUUCGGAGCUGUCUAGCUUGAGCUCCUACUCGCAUACUGACCUCGAGGAAAUCGACCUCUAG
This is a messenger RNA of Peniophora sp. CBMAI 1063, 1992 nucleotides long. Lineage: Eukaryota; Fungi; Basidiomycota; Agaricomycetes; Russulales; Peniophoraceae. The record is from the annotation of a GenBank genome assembly.